Messenger RNA from Conger conger (European conger), 2175 nucleotides. RefSeq names its product nuclear factor NF-kappa-B p105 subunit-like. The record is from RefSeq and is a predicted model, not a curated record. Gene Ontology annotation, biological process: innate immune response; cellular response to stress; response to cytokine. The transcript is spliced from 16 exons. The coding region runs from base 147 to 1694 and encodes 515 amino acids. Gene Ontology annotation, cellular component: cytoplasm. NCBI's taxonomy places the organism in Eukaryota, Metazoa, Chordata, Actinopteri, Anguilliformes, Congridae. Gene Ontology annotation, molecular function: RNA polymerase II cis-regulatory region sequence-specific DNA binding; DNA-binding transcription factor activity, RNA polymerase II-specific.
GGUAAGUGAGAAGCGAACAAACAGAAAUUUUGUGAGAGUUGUUUGGGUACACAUGGUGCAAUCAUUUUCAGGUCUUUCCUUCCGUCAGGUAUCGUGCCAUUCCUUUGAACGCAAACCUGGAUGCUGUUGGAUUCGGAAAAAACACUAUGAAUGAGCAGGAUCCAUACCUUCCUGCCCAAGCACAAUAUCUUGACAUGGACUCACUUCAGUGGAUGGGAAUGGACAAUCUGAAUUUCUCCCCUGUGCCUCAUACAAACAGUUCACUGAAGAUAGCUGAUGGGCCUUACCUCCAAAUAACAGAACAGCCCAAACAGAGGGGGUUCCGGUUUCGCUAUGGCUGCGAGGGCCCAUCCCAUGGUGGGCUUCCAGGGGCAUCCAGCGAAAAGAACAGGAAAUCCUACCCUCAAGUGAAGGUUUGUAACUACCAGGGCCCGGCACGCAUUGUGGUACAGCUGGUCACCUCCACAAAGGACGUUCAUCUCCACGCGCACAGCCUUGUGGGUAAGCAGUGCGAGAAAGGCAUCUGCAUCACCGACCUACAGGCCAAAGACACCAGCAUCAGUUUCCCAAAUUUGGGAAUCCUCCAUGUAACGAGGAAGAACGUGAGCAAAACUCUGGAGGAGCGAAUGGUCGAGGCCGUUCGCAUGGGCUACAACCAGGGUGUGGCCAUCCACCCAGACAUUGACGUGCUGCACGGAGAUACAGGCUUCCCCAGAGAAAUCACAGACCACCAGAGGGAUAUGAUUGCCUGUGCGGCUCUGACCUACUCUAAGGUGAUGGACCUCAGUUUGGUUCACCUCAUGUUCACCGCCUUCCUACCCGACAGUAAUGGGGCCUUCACCCGACGGCUGGACCCCGUCAUCUCUGACCCCAUCUAUGACAGCAAGGCCCCCAACGCUUCCAACCUGAAGAUUGUGAGGAUGGACCGGACUGCAGGGUGUGUCACGGGGGGUGAGGAGGUCUACCUCCUCUGUGACAAGGUCCAGAAAGAUGACAUAAAGGUGCGUUUCUACAAAGAAGACGAGUCUGGGCUGACGUGGGAGGCAUUUGGUGACUUCUCCCCGACAGAUGUCCACCGGCAGUUUGCCAUCGUUUUCAAGACCCCCAAAUAUCAAGAUCUCCAACUUCAGAAGCCCACCUCUGUGUUUGUGCAACUCAAGAGAAAGUCAGACAAUGAGACCAGUGAACCAAAACCCUUCACCUAUCACCCACAGGUUAUUGACAAAGAGGAGGUACAGAGGAAGAGGCAGAAGACCCUGCCCAACUUUCAGGACAUUGGCCUCCCUACAACAGGAGGAGGCGGGGGCAUGUACAGAGGAGGCGGGGCUGGUCCUGCAGCAGGAGGAGGUCCUGGUACUGGAGGAGGUUCAUCCUUCUACCAGAACUUUUCCACUUACAACAAUUAUGGAAAUGACUAUUUUUCCCAUGGCACCAAUGGAGGUGGGGUUGGAGCUGUCGUUGGCAUGAAGCAUGCCUCCCAGAGGAACUGCUGUAAGCUUGAGCGUAACAGUGAAGAUGAAGGAGUCCACACAGGGGUCGCCCAAUUAAACAUGGCUUAUGAGAUGCAGAAUGGGGAACAGUGGCAGUGUGAAAACAGCAUCACCACAACAAACCCUCAAGGCCCAUCCCUCUUUCAGCUGAUGACUGUGAAGGACUUAAUUAAACUUAAAGGUGGGGGGAGACAGCAGUUGUGACAAUCUCAGUGGUUUGGGGGACAUUUGUUCACCCCCAACACAGGUUGAGUGGGGUGCAGUUUGUUGAUACAAGGGGAGGUAUAACACCCAUUUGUCCUGGGAAAGACACAUUGUGGGUGCACAUAAUCCUCCUUUCCAUGGGAAACCUUCCCCAUAUCUGGAGCUAGCAGCUGGCACUAAGAAUUGUAUAAUUUUACAGAAGCACAUGAUCACAGGAUCGUCUUUUCAUGUCUCUUCCCUGAAAGCGCACAAACUUUAUUUCUAUGUAUUCAAUCCAGGUAAGAUGGCCCUUUGCUUUGAGAAGUACAUGUACAUCAACUUGGAAUUAUGUGAAACAGGAAAACAUCUCAGGUUUUAUUUUAAGAAGCUAAUAUUUUUCCUGCAUCACAACAAUUUCCUUCAAGAAAUUGAAUAUAUUGUAAAAAUAUACAGUACUGUGCAAAGGUUUUAGGCAGGUGUGAAAAAAAUGCUGUAAAAUAAG